This is a messenger RNA of Ceutorhynchus assimilis (cabbage seed weevil), 2714 nucleotides long. The record is from the annotation of a GenBank genome assembly. NCBI's taxonomy places the organism in Eukaryota, Metazoa, Arthropoda, Insecta, Coleoptera, Curculionidae.
GCAGUGCCUGCCACCGGUUCCGUACAAUAUACACGGUAUACAACUUGCAUGCUGAGCUGUCAUGUCACACACAGUAGCUGACAGUUGUGCCCUUCAGCUGGAAUUGAAAUGUUGCCUUGCAAUGAUGGCUGGAUGCUGACCAAUAGCGUUUUAAACAUCCCGCUGCCACUCCGGAGCCGGUUUCCGAUUGGGCUGCGCAUUAAGACAUGUAAAGCUGGCUGUCACAUAGCCACUCCCAGAGGAUCGGCCUUUCGCCUCUACAAUGCUGAGUUUUGUUUGUUGUAAUAGUUUAGUUGCGCGAGGUUGAUGUCAGGUAGAAGGUUGAAAAUAGUGUGCUUUUGUUUUUCUCGUAUGGGGACUUAUUCGAAGUGUACAAUGUGAGACUGAUAUAAGGUGUGUUAUUGUCUUCGGUGGCACUAUAUAAAAUUUUUGUUGAACAAUGAUCAUGAUGGACGUUAGUAGUAUGUACGGUCAACAUUCCACUCCAUCUUAUAAUCCGUCGGACGCUAAUUACUACAAUAAUUACGGUACGAACAGUUCUAGUGAUCACUCGAUGACGCCUCAUCAUCAAUAUGCGAGUAAUAGUGCGGCUGCUUACUCUGGUGGUGCUGCUUACCACGCUGGUACUGCCCCUUAUGAGGAUGCUACUUUUCUCUAUGGUGUAAGCGGUGCCUCAAACGAUUCAGGAGUCGAAACACCUCCUUCGCCCCAAGAGCCCCAUUUCUACCCUCACCAAUCCAAUCCUCCGGAUAGUUCGAUAAUCAACACGGAAACCGGUCUGAGUUACACCAACUUGGACACCUAUGCCAACUCAAAUAGUCCAAUGUACCACCAGCCUGGAUACAGCGAAGAUUCGUAUCCGGGACUGUUGAGGCAUCACGACGAAUCCAGUGAGGCCACCUAUCCGUAUCUUUACGACUCAAAGUAUCAUCCUCAUCAGUUGGACGAGGCCGGGUACCAUCAUCAUCCACAUAUCGUUUCGCAUGGACAAGGAAAUGUUGCUUGUAUGGAGUUUCAACAACAACUUCAGACAAGAUAUAAAGAAGAAAUAUUGAGUGGCGAUGGUAGGAUGCGGCAGCACCAUGGUAUGCACGGCAGUAAUCAGCCUCAACAUCCGGUUUUACCAACUUAUAAGUGGAUGCAAGUGAAACGGAAUAUACCUAAACCAACUGCACCGAAACUACCAUCGCCGGCGACUAUAACUGAGUAUUCGAAGGUAGUGCAAAGUGGACCCAAUUUGGACCCUCAAAAUCCUGCGAAUAGGUCGUGCUUGGGCUCCAACGCUUCUAGUCUAUUGAGUAUAAAUUGCCUCAACACUGGCAGGACUAAUUUUACUAAUAAGCAACUCACGGAGCUUGAAAAGGAGUUCCAUUUUAAUAAAUAUCUUACUAGAGCUCGACGGAUCGAAAUAGCUUCGUCGCUCCAACUCAACGAAACCCAAGUGAAAAUCUGGUUCCAAAAUCGUCGAAUGAAGCAGAAAAAACGUAUGAAAGAAGGCCUGAUACCCCCAGAACCCAUUGCCAGCAUAAGAAGUACCAGCAGUUCUCCAACGUCCACGAGCGCAUGCCUUCAACCUGAUAUUGUUGCUAGCAACGAAAACAGCAGAGAAUCAAAUAAUUGACAAAAUUAGAGUACACAAGAAGUGCAAAUUGCCAAAGAAAAAACAUUGGAUAGGGUAAGGCUUCAAGUGAUAAAAACGAAAUUAUAUUUAAACGAUUUGUAAAUUUUAUUAUAAUAUAUUCAUAAAAGUAGGUAUAUUUAUAAUUAGGUAGAGUGUCAUAUUCAAAACAAAACAAAAAAACUUACUAUUUUUAUUCAAAUGAGAUUAAUGUGUUGGUCGAUCAUAAAAUGCAUUUAAAUUGUUCCUAUACAAAGUCGAAUUUUGAGCUUCUAAAAAUAUCGACCAAGAAAAUCAAAGUCAGGAUAACAUAAAAUUGUACAUAGAAUGUGUAAUGUUAGGUUACUCAGGGAUGUACUGUGUACCAUGACGUAAUAAAAUAUUAUUUGAAAAAUAUUGACUUUUUCUUUGCUUCAUGAAAAUAAUCCAGAUAGUAGGUAUAUGGCAGAGGAGCUAGAGGAGUCAUUUAAAGUAAGUGCUAGAAAAUAUGUUUAUUGCAAUAAUAUCAUUGGAUAAUAAGUAGUUUUUAGAGUAUUUAAAUACAAUAUUAUUUGGUAUAGGUAGGUAUAUACAAAAUAAAUAAAUCAAUUAGUAAUUAAAGGCCUUCAAAUAUAAGAAAAUAUUUUUGGAAUUUAAUAUUUAUUGGAAAGUAUCAAUGGCAGUGAGCAAAAAUUUGAACAUCAAACAAGACAAUAUAAACUGGUAUAAUGUAAGUGUAUGGACGGGGUAUAUUAAGAGUCCAAUUUAUAAAAUAGAGUUAAUAAUAUAAGGAACUUAAUAAAAAAUUAAGCUAGUUUAGGUACUUAUUUACACGUUCCAGUUAACCUUUUGUCAUCAAUUCAAAAGAAAAAUCGAAUUAGGAGUCCAACAAAAACCAUUGAAAGUAACUUUUCUAGUUUUGUAGCCGCACUCCAGCCACACUCGAUGUCGGUUUUCAAAACAUCAAUCACCGAAUUGUUAUUUUUAUUUGCACACAAAGACAUCCUGAAUUCGUCAUGUGUGUGCCUGCAAGUGUAGUCGGAAUGUGUGAAAGAUGGUGCAACACUAGGACUGUCUUCGCAAAUGUAUUGACGAUGUUUUCUUUGCCAAACUUCAA